Molecule: messenger RNA, 9148 nt
Organism: Eufriesea mexicana
Lineage: Eukaryota; Metazoa; Arthropoda; Insecta; Hymenoptera; Apidae
Product: Inositol 1,4,5,-trisphosphate receptor
Exons: 47
Coding region: 449-8845 (2798 amino acids)
Biological process (GO): calcium ion transmembrane transport
Cellular component (GO): endoplasmic reticulum; membrane
Molecular function (GO): inositol 1,4,5 trisphosphate binding; inositol 1,4,5-trisphosphate-gated calcium channel activity
Source: RefSeq, a predicted model, not a curated record
CGCACGUUUUCGGUAUAAUCGGAGGUCGUGAAUGUUUAUAACCGAUCUCGUCUACGAAUCGGUCGUGGUUGGACGUUAAAGAUUCUGUGUACAAGAGAAUCGCGGUAUCUGUGACACGUACGUGAACAACUAACGAGGCGACCGUGAACGUUUUCGCCUUUUUUCGUAGGGUGCGUGAACAAAGCAUCGUGAACAUAUUUGAAAUAAUUUUGCCCGUUCAAGGAAGUGUUCCGGCAUUCUUAAACCGGUACGUUACCGCCUCGGAAACGAUUUCGAUCGGCAACGUGAAGUGCACCGAAAGUGUUGGAACGAGCACAGGCGGCGAGAACGUGGAGCCAUGAAUAAUUCACUCGGCUAAGAGGUUGAAUUUCUCCGACUUUGAGGCAGCGAAGGGAAGAGAGGCGUGAGAGAAAGCGAGACAGAGAGAUUGGGAAACAACAGCGCGAAGAUGGGCGAGAUCCUCGGCUCGGCGAGCUUCCUUCACCUGGGCGACAUCGUCAGCCUGUACGCCGAAGGCAGCGUCUCCGGUUUUCUUUCCACCCUCGGAUUGGUAGACGACAGAUGCGUGGUAUGUCCCGAGGCUGGAGAUCUAUCCAAUCCGCCGAAGAAGUUCAGAGAUUGCCUCUUCAAAAUAUGUCCCAUGAACCGGUACUCUGCGCAAAAGCAAUUUUGGAAGGCAGCGAAACAAAGCGCAGGUGGUACCGAUGCCGUGCUUUUAAAAAGGCUGCACCAUGCCGCGGAAAUAGAGAAGAAGCAGAACGAGACCGAGAACAAGAAAUUGCUGGGCAGCGUGGUAUCCUAUGGUAACGUUGUCCAGCUAUUACACCUGAAAUCCAACAAAUUUCUGACCGUGAACAAGAGACUUCCUGCACUCCUCGAGAAGAACGCGAUGAGGGUAUACUUGGACGCGAAUGGGAACGAGGGUUCUUGGCUUUACAUAAUGCCGUUCUAUAAACUUCGUAGCGACGGUGACAGCGUCGUGGUCGGUGAUAAGGUGAUUCUAGAACCGGUGAAUGCCGGUAGACAAGGUCUGCACGUAGCCGCAAAUUAUGAGUUGAGUGAUAACCCCGGCUGCAAGGAAGUAAAUGUCGUGAAUUCGGCUACAUCCUGGAAAGUGACGCUAUUUAUGGAACAUAGAGAGAACCAGGAGGAGAUCCUAAAGGGUGGAGACGUUGUUCGACUGUUCCACGCUGAGCAAGAGAAGUUUCUCACGAUGGACGAGUAUAAGAAGAAGCAACACGUGUUUCUCAGGACCACUGGUAGGACUAGUGCCACUGCUGCUACGAGUAGUAAAGCUUUGUGGGAGGUUGAGGUGGUUCAACAUGAUCCUUGUAGAGGAGGAGCGGGCCACUGGAACUCUCUGUUCAGAUUCAAACAUUUGGCAACAGGACAAUAUUUAGCUGCUGAAAUUGACGCCGAUGAACCACGUGAGACCACAAAAGGCAAGCGUGAUCCACCAGGACCAGUGUAUAGAUUAGUGUCAGUACCACACAGUAAUGAAAUAAGUUCCUUAUUCGAAUUGGAUCCAACUACGUUAACGAGAGGCGACAGUUUGGUUCCGCAGUCAUCCUUCGUCAGGUUACAUCAUAUAUGUACAAAUACUUGGGUUCAUUCGACCAGCGUACCAAUCGACAAGGAUGACGAAAAACCUGUUAUGUCAAAGGUGGGCUGUGCUAUUAAUAAAGAAGAUAAAGAGGCAUUUGCUCUAAGAUCGGUAUCGCCAGUUGAGGUGCGAGAUCUCGAUUUUGCGAAUGACGCUUGCAAAGUAUUAGCGUCGAUUAGUAGUAAACUGGAAAAGGGUACGAUCUCGCAUAAUGAGAGACGGGCCGUAACCAGUUUAUUGCAGGAUAUAGUAUAUUUUAUAGCUGGCUUAGAGAACGAACAAAAUAAAUCCGAAGCUUUAGAUUUAAUCGUAACUAAUGCUGUCAGAGACCGACAAAAGUUAUUACGAGAACAAUACAUACUUGGUCAAUUAUUUAAGAUACUUCAGGCUCCGUUCUUAGAGUCUGCAGAAGGUGAGGGACCAUUUCUUAGAAUAGAAGAAUUGAACGAUCCACGACAUGCGCCGUAUAAAUAUAUGUUUCGUUUAUGUUAUCGAAUACUCAGACUAUCUCAACAAGACUAUCGGAAAAACCAGGAACAUAUUGCGAAACAUUUUGCUUUUAUGCAAAAACAAAUUGGAUAUGAUAUUCUGGCGGAGGACACUAUUACCGCAUUAUUACACAAUAAUAGAAAAUUAUUAGAAAAGCAUAUUACGGCAGCAGAGAUUGAAACUUUUGUAGGACUUGUGAGAAAAAAUAUGCACAAUUGGGAAUCUAGAUUCUUGGAUUACUUGUCAGACUUGUGUAUUUCUAAUAGAAAAGCGAUUGCCGUAACACAAGAAUUAAUAUGCAAAAGCGUAUUAAGUGAAAAAAACAAAGAUAUAUUAAUAGAAACUAGAAUGACGAAAACUCAGGUUGAGGUCGAAGAGUUGGAUGAGAAACAAGAGAAUGAGGAACCGCGAAUCACUGUAAUGGAAGAGUACGAAAUUUUUCUCGUAUGGAAUAAUGGAGCAAAAUCAAUGUCCUUAAAUGAAUUAUCGAGGGGAGCUAAGAUAGGUAAUGUUCAAGACGCGGCAAUAUUGGACUAUUAUAGGCAUCAAUUAAAUCUUUUUAGCAAUAUGUGUCUAAAUAGACAAUAUUUAGCGCUGAAUAACUUAUCGCCACACUUGGACAUUGGUCUUAUACUUAAGUGUAUGGAGGAUGAAACAGUACCAUAUGAACUGCGCGCAUCAUUUUGUCGACUUAUGUUGCACCUUCACGUUGAUAGAGAUCCACAAGAACAAGUUACACCAGUUAAAUAUGCUCGACUUUGGUCUGAGAUUCCUUCAAAAAUGAGCAUUAAUGAUUAUGAUGCAAACAGGAUGCGGGAUCAAAAUAAGGAAGCUGUGCGUGCUAAGUUUAGCGCAACUAUAAUGUUUGUUGAAGAUUAUUUGUGUAAUGUGGUAGCAAAAAUGUGGUCUUUUGCAGAUCAAGAGCAGAAUAAACUUACAUUUGAGGUUGUCAAAUUGGCACGUGAUUUAAUUUAUUUCGGAUUCUAUAGUUUUAGUGAUCUUUUAAGAUUAACAAAAACGUUACUGAGUAUUUUGGAUUGUAUAUCAGAAAAUGAUUUAGCUGAUGGAAAAAUUCCGACUGGCGAAAUUGAUUCUGAUUCUGUGGAUUCUAAGGAUCUAGCGGAAGGUGGAGUAUUGAGAUGCAUCGGAGACAUGGGUGCAGUAAUGACGAGUUUAACAUUGGGUCCAGCUGGACAAGUAUUAGCUGGAAGUUCUUCUCCAAGACCAAAACCACUUUUAAAAAAAGAAUAUCCUCUAGUGAUGGACACUAAGCUAAAAAUAAUCGAAAUUUUACAAUUUAUACUCGAUGUUCGACUGGACUACAGAAUUUCUUGUUUAUUGAGCAUCUUCAAGCAAGAGUUUGACGAAACUGAAAGAGCUUCUGGAGAUUUAAGCCUCGGCCAGAAAACCAUCGAUUUAGAGUUAAUAGGUACACAGGCAGAGGGUAUAUUUGGUAGCAGUGAGGAGUGUGUGGCAUUGGACUUAGAUGGACAGGGUGGUAGAACAUUUCUACGUGUUUUACUGCAUUUAGCAAUGCAUGAUUAUCCCCCACUAGUUUCUGGAGCAUUACACUUACUUUUUAGACAUUUUAGUCAAAGACAAGAAGUUUUACAAGCAUUUAAACAAGUGCAACUUUUGGUUUCCGAUAGUGACGUUGAAUCUUAUAAACAAAUAAAAUCCGACUUGGAUGUUUUACGACAAUCAGUUGAAAAAUCGGAACUUUGGGUUUACAAAUCCAAAGCAUCGGAAGAACAUGGUGGAAAAAAGAAGAAAAGUAAAGAAGAUGAAGAUGACGGAGCUACUCCUCGUAAAGCACCGCCUCAAUUGUCUACAACGGAUAAGAAAGGAUCUGCAAUAGAUUUAGAUAUUGGACCGCCAUUACACGCAGAUCAGGCGGAAGAGUAUAAAAAAAUACAACAAAUUCUAAUUCGAAUGAACAAGUUAUGUAUUCAAACGAUAGGUGGUCAAAUAAAACCACGAAAACAUGAACAAAGACUUCUACGUAACGUUGGAGUGCACACUGUCGUAUUAGAUUUAUUACAAGUUCCAUUUGAUGCGAAAGAAGAUGUUAGAAUGAACGAGUUGAUGCGAUUAGCGCACGAUUUUCUGCAAAACUUCUGCUUAGGAAAUCAACAAAAUCAAGUUCUGUUGCAUAAGCAGUUGGACUUGUUUUUGAAUCCUGGUAUACGUGAAGCUCAAACAGUAUGUAGCAUUUUUCAAGACAAUUCAACUUUGUGCAAUGAAGUAAGUGCUAAGGUGAUACAGCAUUUUGUGCAUUGCAUAGAAACACAUGGAAAACAUGUGCAAUAUUUAAAAUUCCUUCAAACAAUAGUAAAAGCCGAAAAUCAAUUUAUUAGAAAAUGCCAGGAAAUGGUGAUGCAAGAAUUGGUUCAAGCUGGUGAAGACGUUUUGGUUUUCUAUAAUGAUCGAGCGUCUUUCAAUCACUUUGUGGAAAUGAUGCGAUCCGAACGACAUCGGAUGGAUGAAAGUAGUCCGCUCAAGUACCACGUAGAAUUAGUUAAAUUAUUAGCUUGUUGUACAAUGGGUAAAAAUGUUAAUACUGAAAUUAAAUGCCACAGUCUUUUACCACUAGAUGAUAUUGUUGCUAUGGUAUCACAUCCAGAUUGUAUACCAGAAGUAAAAGAAGCAUAUAUUAAUUUUCUCAACCACUGUUAUAUUGACACAGAAGUAGAAAUGAAAGAAAUUUACACAUCAAAUCAUAUGUGGUCAUUAUUUGAAAAGUCUUUCAUAGUAGACAUGGGAAUUAUAGCAACAGCUACGCACGACCGUGAACACGCUGAUAUAGCUUUGGAAAAUUAUGUGACAGGUUGCCUAAUGAAUAUCAUUACAACGUUCUUUAGCAGUCCAUUUUCAGAUCAAAGUACCACAGUGCAGAAACAUCUCCACGAGGCUAGACUUUAUUGGAGCAUCAAGGAAAGUGACCGGAUUACUGAUACUAAUCUUACUGGCUAUACACGACAACCUAUUUUCGUUCAAUUACUUCAUGCGGCUUUUAAAGUUUCACAAUGCUCAUGGCUAAAUGCUGGUCAAAGGUUUAAUGUUGAAAAUUGUAUACGAACAUUGUCGGACGUAGCUAAAGGGAGAGGUAUAGCCAUCCCUACAGAUUUGGAAAGUCAAGUUGCUUCUAUGUUCAAUAAGGCUGCGAUGCUUAGUAGACAAACAAGCAAAUGGCUUCAAGCUGCAAAACAACCAAAGAUAGAACGCACACAAAGUCAGCUAAUGCGUUUGGAUCGAAGUAUUAUAGAAGGUUUACAAGACAUAGUAUCGUUAUUGGAAGAGCAAUUGAAACCACUAGUACAAUCAGAAUUAUCUUUGUUAGUGGAUAUACUCUAUCGACCAGAAUUACUGUUUCCAGCAGCAACUGACGCUAGAAAACGAUGCGAAAAUGGUGGCUUUAUAAAAAGAUUGAUUAAACAUACUGAAAAAUUACUGGAGGAAACGGAGGAAAAACUGUGUGUAAAGGUGUUGAGGACUCUCAGGGAAAUGAUGGCUAUUGACCCUGAAUAUGGAGAAAAGAGCGAAGGUGUCUUGGAAGAAGAAGAAACAGAGCAGACGGCCGAGUCUCAAGUUGGAACAGACUCUGUUGAUGAGUCUAAGAUUCGUCAUAUGACUCAGCAAGAGCGGGGAGAUGCACUGAGAAACAAUCUUCUAGCACGCUACUUUGGAAAGUCUUUUAUACAAAAACCGGAAAACGUGGAAAUUGGAGUAUCACAUACUGCUCCAGUUACUCAUGGACCAGGAGCUAAGUUAUUGAGUCGGGCAGGCCGUACAUUGCAUGAAAUUCAAAGUCAUCUCGACCGCGAAGGUGCCUCUGAUUUGGUAGUGGAACUAGUAAUUAAAAGUGUGCACUCACCGAGUAUAUUUGUGGAAGCCAUAGAACUUGGUAUUGCGUUAUUAGAAGGAGGAAAUCCUAUUAUACAGAAAAGUGUUUUCAAUAAAUUAAUGGGCGGUGACUUGAGUCAAUCUUUCUUCAAGGUGUUUUAUGACAAGAUGAAAGAUGCACAGCAAGAAAUUAAAUCUACCGUUACAGUGAAUACUUCUGACAUAGCAGCCAAAGCUCACGAAGACAAGGAGCAAAGCAAAGAAAUAGAAAAGAUAUCAAGGAAGCGUGCGUCAGGAAAACCUAACGGAAUAGUAAUAACAGAUGAGUUGCGAGAGGAAUUGAAUCAAGCUGCUUCAUCCACUGUACAAGCGUACGCGAAUGUUCGUAAUCUUGCGUCCGGUGAAGAUGCAACGAAUAAUGCAGCUUUUGGUAGUGCAUUAGAAGACAUGAUAGCUGAGAAAUUAGAAAGGCAUCGUACUGGAACAACUGGUACUGAAAGGGAUGAAGGACAAUUGAGUGCGAAAGUUUUAGUAAUGCAACCAAUUUUACGUUUUUUGCAAUUAUUGUGUGAAAAUCACAAUCGUGAUUUACAGAAUUUCUUACGUAAUCAAAAUAACAAGACGAACUUCAAUUUGGUAUCCGAGACGCUUAUGUUUUUGGACUGCAUCUGUGGUUCAACGACUGGUGGAUUAGGGUUAUUAGGACUGUAUAUAAAUGAGCAUAAUGUUGCAUUAAUCAAUCAGACUUUGGAAACAUUGACAGAGUAUUGUCAGGGACCAUGUCACGAUAAUCAGAAUUGUAUCGCGACUCACGAGUCUAAUGGAUUAGAUAUAAUAACUGCCUUGAUUUUAAAUGAUAUUAAUCCUUUGGGAAAAACCAGAAUAGACUUAGUGUUGGAAUUAAAAAAUAAUGCUAGCAAAUUAUUGCUUGCUAUAAUGGAGAGUAGAGGAGAUAGUGAAAACGCAGAAAGAAUUAUGUAUAAUAUGAAUCCGAAACAGUUAGUUGAUGUUGCAUGUCGUGCAUUCCAUCAAGAAUCUCUGGAUGAUGAUGGUGACGUGGAUGACUCUUCUACAGAUGGUGAAGAAGGAGUGUCACCCAAAGAAGUGGGACAUAAUAUUUAUAUUUUAUGUCAUCAAUUAGCACAGCAUAAUAAAGAAUUAUCAUCGAUGUUGAAACCGUCUGAACAGAAUAAUGCAGAUCCAAAAAUUAAUAAGGCAUUGCAAUAUUAUGCCACACAUACAGCUCAAAUUGAAAUUGUUAGACAUGAUAGAACAUUGGAACAAAUUGUGUUCCCAAUUCCUGAAAUUUGUGAACUUAUUACUUUGGACACGAAAAUUAAAGUAUUAAACACUACAGAACGUGACGACCAGGGCUCAAAGGUUUCCGACUUCUUCGAAAGAACUGAAGACAUGUUUAAUGAAAUGAAAUGGCAAAAGAAACUUAGAGGGCAACCAGUCCUAUUUUGGAUGAGCAGUUAUAUGUCACUUUGGAGUAAUAUUUUAUUCAAUUGUGCAGUACUCAUAAAUCUCAUCGUAGCUUUCUUUUAUCCAUUUGUAGAUUCUGUGCCUAAAUUAAGUUCAAAUUUAUCUGUUAUUAUCUGGGUGAUAAUGCUUUCAUCAGCUAUUUUUGUCAUUACAUUACCACGAGAAUCUGGUAUACGAACGUUAGUAGCUUCAACGAUGUUACGAUUGAUCUUUUCUAUAGGACCAGAACCAACGUUAUGGUUACUUGGUUUUCUUACUAUUGUAUUAAAAGUUAUACAUCUUAUAAGUAUUAUAGGUAAUCAAGGCACUUUAACAAAGAGCCUAAAGCAAAUAGUGACGAAUGUUGAACUUUUGUAUCAUAUGUCAUAUCUUAUAUUUUGCGUUCUUGGAAUUUUUAUGCAUCCAUUUUUCUACUCAGUUUUACUCUUCGAUGUAGUAUAUCGCGAAGAAACGUUGCUCAAUGUAAUAAGAUCUGUUACAAGAAACGGACGGUCCAUUAUACUUACUGCUGUAUUGGCAUUAAUUCUAGUUUAUAUGUUUUCUAUUAUCGGUUUUAUGUUUUUCAAAGACGAUUUUCUAGUAACAGUUGAUGAGGAUAUUGUAUCAUCGUAUACGGAUGGAGAUGCAGGUACUUGUAACAUUGCCGAUAACGACAGAUGCGAAGCAACUAAAACAGUAUCUCGGUAUACUCGCGAAGUCAAUGAAAAAGACAGUCCAACAGAUGUAAUUAACGUUGGCGGAGAGUUGAAGGAACGAGCAUGCGAUUCUUUAGUCAUGUGUAUUGUCACAACUUUGAAUCAAGGUUUAAGAAAUGGUGGAGGUAUUGGAGAUAUUUUACGAGCACCCUCUAGUACUGAGCCGUUGUUUGUUGCUCGAGUCGUAUACGAUUUACUGUUCUACUUCAUCGUGAUAAUUAUUGUUCUGAAUCUCAUUUUUGGUGUUAUCAUCGAUACAUUUGCUGAUCUCAGAUCAGAAAAACAACAAAAGGAAUUAAUUUUGAAGAACACUUGUUUCAUUUGUGGACUGAAUAGAUCUUCUUUUGAUAAUAAGACGGUGUCUUUUGAAGAACAUGUUAAGCAUGAGCAUAAUAUGUGGCAUUACCUGUAUUUCAUUGUUCUAGUAAAAGUAAAAGAUCCUACAGAAUUUACAGGACCUGAGUCCUAUGUAUAUGCCAUGGUGAAGGAUCGAAAUCUUGACUGGUUCCCGAGAUUAAGGGCCAAAUCACUGGCAGCCGACGAAGGAGAAGGAGAACAAGUAGAAUUAAGGAGCUUACAAUCUCAAUUAGAGUCCACGCAACAGUUAGUGAAGUGUUUAUCUCAACAACUUACCGAGCUUCGCGAUCAGAUGACGGAGCAACGAAAGCAGAAACAGCGGUUAGGCCUUCUGAAUUCUGCAUCCGCAUUUUUACACAAUGUACCAACGUAAAUGUAAGGUACGUGUACUUCAGGAUUUUGUUUUUAAUUAUAUAAGAAUCUCAAUUUGAUACUCUAACAUGAUAUUUAAUGCAUAAGUUUGUGUGUUCUUAAGAAGCAUUUAAAGACACAAAGAAGUACUACGAGAGUAACACGAAGCAUUUGUACGGUUUUGUUCCUAAUUUUAAAGAAAGUCAUUUACAUAGAAUAGUAAAACACAAACUUAUUAAGAAUAACGUUAAUUUUGUUAUUUUUAAAUGGAAGAAAAAUAUAUCACGCGAUGAGUUGCAUUAAUUAAAUAGGUUUAAUGUGUUGC